AUGGAGUUCAAUAAGUCAAUUUCCAUCGUUUUAUUUUCGUAUUUGAUUCUUUCAUUGUCCACCCCGUCCUCUGCGUCGACAUCUAAAUCAGCAUCUCCAUCUCCAUCGGCAUCUCCAUCAGCAUCUCCAUCGACAUCUACAUCGUUAAUUAACGAUUCUUCCGUCGAAAAAAUUUGCCAUGUUACUGAAAACCCGACACACUGCAUUAAGUUUCUCACACCGUUAACCGGAUCAUCAACCGAUCCCGUUUCAGCUCUCAACGUGAUAGUAGACGCCUCAUUUAAGAAUGUAGAAACCGCAGUUGCCGUAAUUCAAAAGGCAAGAAAAGAUCAUGCGGUACGAAAGGAAAAGUCCGAGCUCCUUAAGAUUUGUUUAGAAUCUUAUGCUGGGAUUAUGACCAACCUUUUUAAGGCUUCCAUUGAAAUUUCUGCUGAAGAUUUUAAAGCGGUUAAUAAUUUAUUUUCUGGUUCCAUUAAAUUUAUUGAUGUGUGUGAAAAAACUUUUGCUGAACAUAAAUCACCCGUCAAGAAGAUUGAUGCUGCAUUUGCCGAAUUGCUCGGAUAUGGAGUGGAUAUUUCUAAGACCUUAAUUAAAUAA
Molecule: messenger RNA, 597 nt
Organism: Mercurialis annua (annual mercury)
Lineage: Eukaryota; Viridiplantae; Streptophyta; Magnoliopsida; Malpighiales; Euphorbiaceae
Exons: 1
Coding region: 1-597 (198 amino acids)
Molecular function (GO): enzyme inhibitor activity
Source: RefSeq, a predicted model, not a curated record